AUGGCAUCGUAUCAUACGCCCCCAAAUGAAAAGGCUGAGUUCGUCGAGGCCGAGAGGGCGCCUAAUGGUAGAAGUCAGGUCGAUCGCAUUGAUGCCAUGGCUACAGCACCUGGAACCACGCUCGACUCGUUCUCUCACCUCGACGAGAAGAAGAUCCUACGCAAGAUGGACAUGCGAUUGAUCCCCAUGCUGGCGCUCCUCUACUUGCUCUCAUUCCUCGACCGAGGUAACAUCGGCAAUGCAAAGAUUGAAGGUCUUCAGGAGGAUCUCAACAUGAGCCCUGAUCAGUACAACUGGUGUCUUACCGUCUUCUUCUUCACGUACGCCGCCUUCGAAGUCCCCUCGAAUCUGCUCCUCAAGAAACUCCGUCCAAGCGUCUGGCUUCCUACAAUCAUGGUCGCGUGGGGUAUUGUCAUGACACUUAUGGGCAUUGUUCAAAACUACCAUGGUCUGCUUAUUGCACGUAUCUUUCUCGGGGUCACCGAGGCCGGUCUUUUCCCCGGUGUAGCCUACUACCUCACAAUGUGGUACUGCCGACACGAGAUCCAAUUCCGCCAGGCUCUUUUCUUCUCCGCCGCUUCCAUCGCCGGUGCAUUCAGCGGUCUUCUCGCUUUCGGCAUCGCCAAGAUGGACGGUAUUGGUGGCCUUGAAGGCUGGCGCUGGAUCUUCAUCCUCGAGGGAAUCGUUACCGUGGUUGUUGCAAUCUUUGCCUUCUGGGCUCUCUACGAUUUCCCCGAAACCGCAAGCUUCUUGACCGAGGAGGAACGUGCCUUUGUGGUCUUCCGACUUAAGUACCAAGGCCAGCAGCAGACCGCAGGUCAUAGUCAAGCGCGCGUUGCGCAAAGUGAUGAGUUUAAGUGGCAGUAUGUCUGGGAUGCGUUCAAGGAUUGGCAGAUCUGGGUCAACAUAUUCGUCUACUGGGGUGCUAUGGCAUCCAACUUUUACCGACAAAAGGAUGGACCUCGAUACAUCUUAGGCCAUGCGUUGGAGCUGGGCUUUAUUGGUGGAGGUAUAAUUGCUGCUCUCAUCUUAAUCUUCAGCUACAGCCGUAUCAACAAGAGUCGUGACCGCAGGAUGGCGGCUGGUGAGCAUGAGGCUGUCUCUGAGGAGGAGCUUUCUGCCAAGGGAGAUAAGGCUGUUACAUGGCGAUAUAUGUACUAG
Molecule: messenger RNA, 1161 nt
Organism: Fusarium sp. VM40
Lineage: Eukaryota; Fungi; Ascomycota; Sordariomycetes; Hypocreales; Nectriaceae
Source: the annotation of a GenBank genome assembly